CCGCGAAAAGUGAAGCCACAAGUACACCCCGUUUGCCGCGAACGGAAUCAUUGACUAAUCUCAUAGCUAACCCUGCAAUCGGCAUGACUUCAGCAGUGUCUAAAACGAUGAAUCCGCCCUACGGUAACGGAAGUGGUGUGACUGCCGCAGCCAUGCCGAAGAAACAUCUGCGCAAUGAACCCGCCGGGCUCAAUCUUACGCUGGAGACCAUCGUUCGGAUUGUGUUGACCUCCAUUUACAUUGGUCUCGAGUUUCAGGCCCCGUUCAUGCGCAAAGUGCAACCGGAAGAACUGUGGAUGUAUCGGAACCCGCGCACCAACAGCUACGUCCCGCUGACCAUGCUGUGGCCAGUGGUACUGGGGGUUCCCGGGUUCAUCUUCUUGCUCUACUACCUACAGUCACGCGAUCGGCAGGAUCUUCGGUGCACCGUGCUCGCCUUUACGCUCGGGCUCGGUCUGAACGGAGUGCUGACCAGCACGCUGAAGAUUGCGGUCGGUCGCCCCAGGCCCGACUUCUUCUGGCGAUGCUUUCCGGACGGUGUGACGAACGAAGAGCUCCACUGUACCGGCACCGAUCAGUGGGCACUGGCGGACGGGCGCAAAAGUUUCCCCUCGGGACAUUCGUCGUUUGCCUUCGUUGGACUCGGCUUCCUCACCUGGUACCUGAUCGGGAAGCUGCACCUACUCAACGAGCGUGGCCGUGGUCGAUCGGUACGAAUGAUUGCUGCCGGGUUGCCCUCUUUCGUUGCGCUUCUGAUUGCGAUCAGUCGAACGUGCGAUUAUCAUCACCAUUGGCAGGAUGUAACGGUGGGCUCGCUAAUCGGGGCCGCCCUGUCCUACCUUUGCUACCGUCAGUAUUAUCCCGGCUUCAGCGAGCGCAACUGUCAUCUGCCCUACGGCCGACAGCAAACGGAACCAAACUCUCCGUCCCACUCGAGCACAAACCGUACCAUUGGUCUUAAACGGCCCGCACAGCAAAGCAUGGCCGGGGCGGCAUCACCGCCAAGCGAUGGCCCGUCCGGCUACAAGACGCUUCGCUCCACCAACGGUGCCGGUGACGAGGGAUCCGACAGCGAAACCGGGCACCUGCUGUCCCCAACCCCUGACCAAAAGGAAGCCAAGUGGAUCUAAUCCACUCAUCCAAAACCGAACUGUGUUACUAACGUCACAAGCCAUCAGAUGCUGUGAAGCUCCAUUCCCUCCUUUCGGUCACGCAUUGUUCCGAAUGUGUUAACGAAUUUUAUUUUUACCAUUUCAUCCAGAAAUAUACAAAACAAAAGUGAA
Molecule: messenger RNA, 1283 nt
Organism: Anopheles cruzii
Lineage: Eukaryota; Metazoa; Arthropoda; Insecta; Diptera; Culicidae
Product: phospholipid phosphatase 5
Exons: 3
Coding region: 84-1130 (348 amino acids)
Biological process (GO): phospholipid metabolic process
Molecular function (GO): phosphatidate phosphatase activity
Source: RefSeq, a predicted model, not a curated record